CACGCACUGUUUUUGGCCGAACAGGUUCCCGCUCUACCGUUUUUCGUCUGUUCUUUCCUUUCAGUUGAACGCGUUUCGUCUCUUAACGCAGAAGGUGGUGUCUGCUGUCUGUUAGGGCAUCUCUCUGUCCACACAAGCGCGUCUUUUGGUGGAUAAUUGCAGCUCAUGUUAGGCUUUCCCUCCACGAGUACAUGCACCGCCGGUGACCAGCGUGCAUUUCAGUCUUUGUCUUCGCUUUGUCUUGCUGUCUCCCUUUGUCUUUUCCCUUCCAUGCUAUCGCUUUUCUGUUCUUUCCAAUUUUCUUUCUCUCCGACUCAACCGGCCAGGGAGACGCGAAGAGGACCAGAGGGCCUCUCUGUCGUCUGCUCUUUUUACCGGAGGAAAACGCGCGCCUGCCCGCUGCCUGCCGUCUCGUUUCUCUUCCUUCGUAUGUUCCGGCCCUGUUCUCUCUCAACAGUCUGGAAUUCAAUCCAAUUAUCUCUCCUACCAAAUCAAGUCUAGUUUCCUUGUCACAUCGUACCACGGGCCGUUCUGGUGUCUCUUCCUUCGCCAGCGAUCUCUCGGCUUCCAAACCCUCAGCAGACACUCCCACUGCCCUGUACCCGUUCUUUUCUCUUGUUUUCUCUCUCUCUUGUUUUCUCUCUCUCUUGUUCUAUCUCUUGUUCUCUCUCUCCUUCUCUCGUUUGUUCUCUCUCUCUUGAUCUCCCUCUUUUGUUCUCCUCCUCUUCCUCCCUGUUGCUCUCCCUCUGGAUCGCUUUCGUGGUAUCCUCGGCUUUUCCUCGUUCCCUGUUGGCGAGCACCCGCCACAAAGAGGGCCUCUGUUUCUCUCGCAGCCUCUCGGCGGCAUUUGCGUCUGUUGUCGUUCUGCACCUCGUCCACUCUCUCCCGACCUCUCCGCCUUUCGCGCUCUCGCCAUGGCGCUCCGGCAGAGCUCCGCGGACCCUGGGGGCCAGGGCGACGUCGUGCAGAUGCUGCAGACGCUGUACUUCAAUACGGAUCCCCAUGCGCGUCGUCAGGCAGACGUCUGGCUCCGGCAGUGGCAGAAGUCUUCCGACGCGUGGGCUCUCUCGAUGGAGAUGCUCCUGCAUUACACGCAGACGCCCGGAGCUUCGCCGGCCUCUGUCCGUCUCAGCGACGAGGCUGUCUACUUUCUCUGCCAGACUCUGCGCACCAAGACGAUGUUUGACUUUCACCAGCUUCCUCUCGCCUCUCACGAAAGCUUAUGCUCGCAGGUUCUCCGCCUUCUGCAGGCCUUCUCAGCGCCAGGGGCGCCAGAAGCGAGCUGUGCAGAAGCCACUUCCUCGCCCUCGGCUGCCUCGAGCAACUCGCAGAGGGACAGACACCGCGCGGCUGUCACCCAGCUGUCGCUCUGCCUCGCAGACCUCGCCUUGCAGACAGCAGACAAAUGGCAGAAUCCGGUGCAGGUGAUUCUCCAGGCCUUUCCGCUCGCUCUGCCGGCGUCGGACUCGGGGUCGGACCUCGCGACUGGUAACGAGCAUGGUCGCGCUAUUGCGCUUCUCCUUCUCCUCCUCAAGCACCUUGCGGAGGAAAGCACAAGUCGCCGCGUGAUGGCUGACGAGACAGUGCGGCGGAGACACCUCGCGAAUAUGGGGAAGGCCGCGUCCACGGUCAUGCAGACGCUGCUGAAGCUCCGGCAAGUCGUUCGGAACAGGAAGCAGGGCCUCGAGGAGAAGAAGCGUCUCGCGCCCCAGGGCCAGCCGCGCGCCGCGCUCCUCGACGCGCUCGCUCUCAACGACUCGCUUCUGCGCUCCAUUCUCUCCUGCUGGCGAGUCUGGCUGCCUUUCCUCCAGCCGCUUGCGGCCGGCGACGGCGAGGAUCGAGACGGAGACAACGCGGGCCUCGCAGGAUGCGCCUCGCAACUGCUUGAGACAAGUGCACAGGAGCAGCAGGCGAGUCUUGCCCUUGUCUUCUCAGACUGUCUGGAGGUGCUGGCGGCUCCGCGGCAGCCGGCGGCUUCCAACUCGCCAGCGGCGACUGGGGACGAAGACGCGAACGAGGCUGCAGCGAGCUGUGUGCUUCGCCUCCUCAAGUCGGUCACCGCGUCGACUCAGGAGCUCCGCAUGCGCUUCCUUCGCCUUCAGAAGGAGGCGGCGCAUGCACAGGCGGGGCCUGGCGUCGAGGAGCUAUCCUCGUCGUUCUCACCGCCGGCGCCCGAGGUCCUCGAGCAUGCUCUGCGGGACACUGAGGCGCGGCUCAAGGCGUCUGAGUCCUUCGAGCAGCAGCUGCUUCAGGAGAUUCUCGCGCGCUGCGUUGGGGCGUUGCGGGGACGCCUGCUCGCCGCGCUCCAGAGAAGCGGUGAGGGAGAAGGGGAGGAGUUCGAGGACGAGUUCGACGCCCUGCAGGCCCUGACGACGCUCGCGAGAGUUUACGCGGGUGUCGCGAUUUUCUUGAUUCCCGCGCUCAUGCGCAGGACGCACAGAGACGCCCAGCUGCAGGAACUUGUCCACCUCCUGAUGAAAAUCUCGGAGGCCCCUCGCACGCGCCGCAUAGUCGCGCAUGCGCUGGAGGCGACAGCCGGGGGGUCCGAAGCAGACGAAGGCGACGAGGGCGAAGAAGAGGCGCUCCUCGUGAUCGAGGAGCCAAUGCGGUUCUGGAUGAAGCUGGCGGAGGCCGCGCACCGCGCAGAGACCGCCUUCUCUGCAUGCGCGCUGCGCGGCGAGAACAAGGGAGAGACCCCGGGCCAGAAGGCCCCGGCGAGGGGCCUUGACGCGGAGGCGCCAAACCCCGACGACGCAGGCCAGUCGAUUGAGGCCCUGAAGGAAGUCUACACACACCUCCUGCGGGAGUGUCUGCUCCAGGUGACGAUGCCUAAGCGUGUGGCGGCGGCCGCGCUCUCGAGCGACUACGACGCCUACCGACGAGCGAUCCUCGACUGCGUGGAAGACUGUGCGUUGCUCCUCUCUCCGGAGCGCGCGAGCCUCGUUGCAAUUGACAAUCUCCAGCAGCUGCGACGGAGACAGGAAGAAGAACUUCAACGCGUCUCGUCGCUCGGGGCCUCGCUCACCCCCGCCGUCGCUGCCGAGCUCCACCAGCACCAAGAGCGUCUCCUUGAGGGGGCCCUCGUGGUCCUGGCCAAGCUGUGCAGCCUUGACACAGAUUUCUCGGCUCUGAAGCAGCAUCUGCAGGUGCCGCUCGCCGCGAUCAGCGUCGUUCUCGGAGCGGAAGCCUUUCCAGUCCACUCCUUGCCGCUUCUCCACACCACGAUCUACGCCAGAGUCGCGGCCAUCGACUUGCUCAAGGAGCUCCUCGUCCCCCUCGUUGACGACGCCGCCGCCCUCCAGCAGGCGCUCCAGAUGCUCGUCCGGCAGCUUCUCACCCAGACGGCGGGGCCUGGAGCAGGAGAACAAGGAGGCGCGGGAAACAGAGAAGACGAAGAGCGCCAGGCCAUGAUUCAAACGCUGCACGUCAAUGCGUCACGAGCUGUCAGGCAGUUGUGUGUCGCUGCAAAGCCACCUGCUCUGCAUCCGCCUCUUGUCAACGAACUCGUCAACCUCACCAUUGCACUUGCAAAUGUCAAAGCAGACGAAGAUGUCCAGAUGUUCGUUUUGGAGGGGGUGUCUGCCGUCGCCAGCAAAAUGGAGGACACUGCGACGUUCCUCAGUGUUUUGGAGGCUCUGUGCAAGCCGGCGAUUGCUGGCCUCCAACAAACAGAGACGAACGAAGCCGCUGUAUGCUGGCAUCUGGACUGUCUCGCCGUCAUAUUGAGAGACGCCGUCUGCCCCGGAACCUCUUCUUCAUCGACUUCGCAUGCAGACGCCUCGAGACAUAUGAGCGUCGCCACAUUCAUCACUUCCUCGCUUUGGCCGCUGCUGCGUGCACAGCUCGAAAAGCUUCCUGCGCACCAGCGAAUCGUCGAAAAGGCUCUCCGGUGUCUGAAGCAUGCAGUGCGUUGCGCCGGCGAAGGCUUCAAGCCUCUCUUGCCGGACUUCCUCGCUCUCCUCGAAAAAAAUGCGCAACUCUGUCUCCACUGCACUUACCUCUACGCCGCCGAGUGGCUGGCCAUGCAGUUUGGGCAAGACGAACAGUACCAGCAGCCUCUGAUGCACCUGUUCCGCCAACUGAGCGCCCAGGCUCUCCAAGCGAUUCAGGAGCAAAGCCAAAACAUAGAUGCAUGCUGCGACCUCGUUGAGGAUUGCUACGGAAUGGUGAACCGCUAUAUCCGUUACUGUCCUCUCCUUGUCAGUCUAUCGCCGUCCUCAGUGCAGCAGGCACUGAUGGUCGCGCGAUCGGCGAUGUACGUCCAGCAGCGAGAGGCUGCGCAGGUCGUCUUCACCUUCCUCGACUCUUGUGCCUUCGUCUGCGAUGAACAGAGGCCGGUGGAGCCGCUUUCAAACGCUCUGCGUUCCAUUGUUUUGGAGCAUUUGCCGCCAUUGGUGGAGGAGGCCUUUCGCCUGCUGAUGGAAGCCCCGCCAGGCUACGUCGUCGGCCUCAUCGAGAGCUUCCUCAUCACAGUCGUCCAGGUCUUCCGCCACUGUGCCGAGCAAUGGAUCGGGCGGGGUCUGUUGGCGCUUCCGCCCGCGGUGCUUCCCAGCGAAGCGAUGAAAACGGAGCUGUUGGCGAAGCUUUGCAGGUCCGAUACUUGCAGCGUUUCCGAGGCAGUUGAAGACCUCGCGUACAGAUGCGAACAAGUCUGCCUCCGAAACCGCGCUUGAGCAGCGAGGUCAGCCAGCUAAGAGUCUCGCCUCGAGUUUUGCAGCCUCCGGAGCGAGGCGGAAGAGACGAUCAAACGCAAACAGGAGACGCACGAGCGUCAGACCGAAACGAUGGAAUCAAGACACUGCAGGCGACAGCGAGAACGCAGGAAAAGGGUGAAACAGCGGAAAGAGAAACGUUCCGAAACUGUAAAAGAUGCGGGCAGCCGAGAGAACGUACUGAGGAAGUCAAGCGAAACGAAACGCGAGGGUACAGACAAAUAUGAGAGAAGUGAAGGGCAGACGCAAAUGGACAGACAAGCAUUUGAUCCCCGUCGACGAGAAAGCAAACAGCAGAAUUUUUAAGCCGUUGAUUUGCCCAAUCGAGUUGUGGAAGCCUCUGCUUGCGAGGCCCAUCCAAACGAAUGGUGUCAUCCAGUGUCACUCCUACGCUGUCUACGCUGUUCUCCGAACCGUUACCUCGUGCAUGCACUCACGGA
Messenger RNA from Toxoplasma gondii ME49, 5152 nucleotides. RefSeq lists its product as hypothetical. The record is from RefSeq and is a predicted model, not a curated record. Gene Ontology annotation, cellular component: cytoplasm; nuclear membrane. Bases 915 to 4673 code for a protein of 1252 amino acids. Lineage: Eukaryota; Apicomplexa; Conoidasida; Eucoccidiorida; Sarcocystidae. The transcript has 13 exons. Gene Ontology annotation, biological process: protein import into nucleus.